This is a messenger RNA of Ostrea edulis (European flat oyster), 2871 nucleotides long. Its product is annotated as MAU2 chromatid cohesion factor homolog. The transcript is spliced from 18 exons. Bases 26 to 1822 code for a protein of 598 amino acids. The record is from RefSeq and is a predicted model, not a curated record. Gene Ontology annotation, biological process: maintenance of mitotic sister chromatid cohesion; mitotic sister chromatid cohesion. Gene Ontology annotation, molecular function: protein binding; double-stranded DNA binding. NCBI's taxonomy places the organism in Eukaryota, Metazoa, Mollusca, Bivalvia, Ostreida, Ostreidae. Gene Ontology annotation, cellular component: SMC loading complex; chromatin.
GAGUUAACUUGGAGAAGAAAACAAGAUGGCUGCCAUGAGUGGAUCUAGUAAAAAUGAUGCAUUGUAUAUUUCGCUAUUAGGUUUAGCAGAGAAUUUCAGAGUGUCAAAUCCACCUAAUAUAAGACUCUGUAUCCACUGUCUUCAAUCGAUAUUUAGCAUAAACCCACCUCCUCUCAGCGUAUCGCGAACACAUCUUCAAUUAGGGAACAUUUUACUAGCGCAUACAAAAAACAAAGAGCUGGCCACUCGACAUCUGGAGCAAGCAUGGACCAUUUCUAUUGCUUUGCCACCAUCGGAAGAGGCAGAUCUGGUGAAAUUUGAAUCGGCCAGUGAACUGGCCACCGUGUAUGAAAAAGAUUAUCGCUAUGAAGAGGCCAAACCAGUCUUACAGAAGGCUGUGGAGGUGUCCCACCAGUCAGCUUACUGGCACUGCCGACUCAUCUUCCAGCUCGCUCAAAUCUACGCCAUUCAGAGAGAUUAUGCCUCUGCUUGUCACUACCUCCAGAUGGGUGCAGACUUCACGGGCUCUGCACAGUCCGAGUACACCAGACUUCUCUUUAUAUUGAGUAAGGGUAUGUUACUACUGAUUGACAAGAAAACCACGGAAGUUCACGACACCCUGAGUGCCGCGGGUCAGUUUAUUGAGGUUUACAGUGGAACGCCCCUACAGAAGGAAUCCCUUAAAGUGUUCUUCUUUGUCCUACAAGUAUGCCACUAUCUCAUGGCGGGACAGGUCAAAACUGUUAAACCAGUUCUGAAAAACCUCCAGCAAAUCAUACAAACCAUCACCCAGCUUCACACUGACGAAGAACCAGUGCCAACAAAUGAACUGGAUCUGUUUCAAUGGCUGCCAAUUGAACAUAUGUGCAUUUUGGUGUAUUUGGUUACAGUCAUGCAUUCAAUGCAAGCAGGGCACAUGGACAAAGCUCAAAAGUACACGGACAAAGCUCUGAUGCAAAUAGAAAAGUUAAAAAUGUUGGAUUCUCAUCCUCUUCUGUCAGCAUUCCAGUUAAUGUUGCUGGAACACAUUAUCAUGUGUCGUCUUAUCAUGGGCAACAAAACAUUGGCCAUCCAGGAGAUUUUUCAAGCUUGUUCAGUUUGUCAACAACAACCACGUCUUUUCACCACUCAUGGAGCACAAAUUCACACACUAUUGGGGCUAUAUGCAAUGUCAAUGAAUUGUAUGGAGGCAGCAGAGUUACAGUUCCUAACUGCAAUAAAGAGCUCACAGGGUACAGAGCUGGAGAUGUUCGUUAAUUUGAAUUUGGCUAUUGUAUAUCUACGUACAAACCGCAUCCCAGAAUUCACAAACAUAUUGGAGAAAGUCGAUCCAGAGAAAUGUCAAUCAUGCCCACACAGUUUACAAGCAUCCGCUUUUUAUGUACGAGGCUUGCAGACAUUUUUCCAGGCUCGCUACAAUGAAGCCAAACGAUACCUGAGAGAAACUCUGAAAAUGGCGAACUCUGAAGACUUGAAUCGCCUUACCUCAUGCUCGCUAGUUCUCCUGGGUCACAUAUUCUUAUCCCUCGGAAAUAAUACUGAAGCAUUAAACAUGGUUACUCCAGCAAUGCAGUUAGCAGGAAAAAUUUCUGAUGUCCAUGUUCAGCUGUGGGCCUCUUCACUCCUUAAAGAUCUGUAUAGACUGUGUGGUGAUACAGCCAAUGAACAGGAAGGUUACAAAAUGCACAACACGUUUACCCAGUCACUACUGAAGGACCUCCUACAGUCCUCCCAGCUCCCUGAGCAUGGACUCAUACACUGGACAGACGGACCGUGUCCAUUUCAUCUGAAUACAACACAAGCUACAAACAGCGUGAUAUGAGCGCUGCUGUUGUCCAGCCAGGCAUGAAAUAUACUGCAGCUAAAAGGAAUUUCACUUUUCAUUGAUUAGUUGAAAUGACAGAUGCCAUCACUGCUAAAAACAUGAAAAACAAGAAUGUAAAGAGUCAUUCUAGUAAUUUUUAUUUUAGUUCUUUGUUUUCAAAGCAAUAUAAGCUGGGACUUUCCUCUCCAUAAAAAUUUCUGUGAAAACUAGUUGGAGCACUAGUAAAGAUAAAAUAAAUAAAGAUGCAACACACCUGGUUAUAUAGGUACAGGAGAGAAAUACAUGUACUGUGUAUUUGUGUGAUUUGGAGUGUGAUGGAAUUUUGUUGGCCUGUUCAAUGAUUGAGUUUACCUCCCCCCAUAUGCAUUUGAUUUGACCUCGCAUAUCUGAAUUAAGGUAUGCACUAAUGUUUUAAGAAAAUAUGUUUAUAAAUUGCAGUUUUCAUCAAUUAUCCCACAAAAUGUUCUUACAAUGGUAUCCGGAGUUCGUUAGUUGACCCAGAUUGAUCAGCAAAUUUUAAGUUACUGUUUGAGUAUCCUCAGAUACAACACAUAAUGCACACAAUUUUUCAUCUUUUUCUUUCUUUUUUUUUUUUUAAUGAAAUUUAAAGGUAAGAGGUGAGGCCAAUUAUGCAAAAAUUACCCUCAUUUUCUUCUUUUUUUUUAUCCCUAUAGAUAUUUCUUAUAUUUGACUUGUUCAUGAUACAAUGUAUUUAAGUAUGUAUCAGUGCAUUUAUCAAGAUAUAUGAUACUUUUUAACAGCCUUUUCCACAGGACGAUUACCAAGAACAAAAUCUGUGUAAAUAUUUACACAUCAAACAAUUAUUCCGGGUGGAUUUUGUAUAUAUAUAUAUAUAUAUAUAUAUAUAUAUAUAUAUCUAAUGAGGAUAUGAAUGUCGCCAAGAAUAUUGGUUUAAUUAUGAUGUACAGUUUAUUGUCAAGAUGUUGUGAAAAAGCUGCAAUUUUACACAAGUACCAUAUUUAUUUUAAUGCUUGGGUCGAUUUGUCACUGGUCACUAUUUAUGAAUAAAUGAAUUCGUCAGUGGA